AUUUCCCGGAGUUGAAUAGUUUGUUUUUGAGCAAUUCAAGACAGGUGAUGGCGGAAUAAAAAACAAAGCCAGCAGUGUCUUAACACAAUAUUAUACAAGUUUCCGCUAGGAUCAUCUGAAUAUAAUAAUCAUAUGAAGAAUCUGUGUUAAGAACUCUUUAUUCUUAACAUAAGGAAUACAUCUGAAGCUCUGUUGCUCAACAGAUAGAUUUUUGAGUGAACAAAAUGAUUUCCAGAAGCAAAGGAGACGCAGAAGGAUGUUGUCAGAUAUGACGCCUUGGGGUAGAUCUGAUAUGACGUCAUAUCACCUAUCCUAGGAUUGAUGGUGAAAUAGAAAAAAAAAGACACUGAAUGGGAUGCAUGAAAUAAGUUUAAAUGACAAAGAACACAAUAAGAAGAGUAUUCUUCAAUGAGUAAAUGAAGUUGUAUACUGUUAAAAGCUGAUGAGAAAUCAAUAAAGAACAAUCUUACAUAAGUGUUCGAAUUUAGUUUUGAUGUCAGAAUGAAUGCGUCCGCAUCACAGACCUCUGUCAUCAACAUCUACUUCUGAUCAUACAGUAAUGAAGUGUGGACAUUACAGAUAGAACCUGAUACAUUCAAUUUUACAGGUUAAAUCUAUAAAAACAUAUGAAUUAUUAGGAUGAAAAAGUAAAAUGUUAAAGUAAACAUCUUGUUAAUAUUGUGUGCAUGCUUUAUAUUUUUUAUAAUUUAGUACAUUAUUUUUUAUUAUUUAAAAACAGAUUUACUAUACAUUUUGAAACCAUAAUAUUCCUAAUAAGAUACACUUAUAAAAUGAGCGAUAGGGAAGGGAAUAGUUCCGUGCAAUGUAUGGAUGUCAAUACUGUCAGCAGGUCUUCAGCCUUAGCGAGCCAGAAAAUGAUCAAGGAAAUAUUUGAUUUGUUACCCCUGAAGUUAAUUUUUUCUAUAUCUAAAUUUAUAUUUACGAGGAAAGCGUGCUUGAAUAGUAUGUCCAGGAAAGGACACUCAAAAGCAGUGACCAUCUCAUUAUUGUUAGAUGCUACUAGCGUCAUUUCUGCGAGGCUUGGCGACAGGCGUGUCUCAUUGCUGAUGUUAGCCGCAAGCAACGGUCACCCGAAGACUGUUGAAGAGCUUUUGAAUGGUGGCGUCGAUAUCGACGCGCAAGAUCUUGAUGGACUGACUGCGCUGAUGUGGGCUAUCGGCGGAAAACAUUUGAAUAUUGUAAUCAGACUGAUCGAUUGUCACGCUAGCGUCUCCAUUAAAGACAAACUAGGACAAUCAGUUCUAAUGAAGGGAGCAUUGGCUGGGGACAAAAAAAUAGUCGAAUUUUUAACUACAAAAAAAUGCAACUAUAAUGAGGUCGAUUAUGAGGGAAACACCCCUUUGAUGUUAGCCACCUUAAACUCUAACACGGAAGUCAUAGAAUACUUUCUCGAGAUCGGGGCUGAUGUCAACAUCAAGAACCCAAGAGGUAUCUCGGCUUUGAUGUUGGCGUCUCAAAAGAAAGGGAAGGCUCCUUUGAAAGCCCUCCUGAAAAAUAUGGAUAAUAUUGACGAUCAAGACGAGGAUGGGAACACGGCAUUGCUGCACGCUGCUGACUGUGGACACAAAGACAAUGUAUCACUACUCUGCAAGAACAAGGCCAACAUUAACCACCGAAACCUUUCUGGGAAAACCGCAUUGAUGCUAGCCGCAAUAAAAGGUCACGUAGAAGUGGUUAAGAGUCUAAUCGACUUGAAGGCUGAACUGUUUGUGAAGGAUGAAAAGCAGAACACUGCCUUGCUCUACGCCGUGGAGAGUGGAUCAUUGGACACAGUGAAAGCUUUAGUGAAGUGUGGCGCUGACGUUAACACCAAACAUGCGCAGUGUCUUACUGUUUUAAUGAGAGCCGCAGAACUGGGUUUUAAUGAUAUCAUCAAGUUUUUAUUACAAAAGAAGGUUUCUAUAAACCAAUACGAUGCAGUUAAUCAAACCCCUUUGAUGAAAGCAGCUUUCAACGGACAUCUAGAAACAGUCAAAUUGCUCUUGAAAGAGGGAGCAGUUCUAGACAUGGCUUGUGUGAAGAAAAACACGGCACUUAUGUGGUCGAUUAAGAAUGAAAUGAAAGACGUAGCCAUUUUUUUAAUUUGUAAAGGCUCAAAUCUUGAACUGGAAAAUACAGACGGAAUGACAGCUGUACUGCUAGCCUCCUUGUGUGACAAUAAGGACAUUCUUCAAAAAAUUGUGACAUUUAACAACUUUGAUAUUAACAAGUGCCAAUCAAAACUAGGAACACCACUCAUGCUUGCAGCUUCCGGCGGGAAAACGAGCAAUAUGACGUUCUUAGUUGGCAGAAAUGCCAAUGUCAAUGACUGCAAUCAUGAAUACGACUCAGCUUUAACUUUGGCAGCAAAGAAUGGAAAGCUGGAAUCCGUUCAAUGGCUCCUCGAAAAAGGAGCCAAUAAGGAUCACCAGAACGCAAAAGGUAACACAGCUCUAAUGUUGGCUCUGAAAAGCGGACACUUAGACACGGCUUCAGCUCUAAUAAGUAGUCAGGCCAAUGUUAACUUACGCAACUGUGACAAUGAGACGGCGAUAGUGAUCGCCGUCAAGGAAAAACUUAACAGCAUAAUUGAAGAAUUAGUGGAGAAUGGCGCUGACCUUGACCUCGCUUACUCCGAUGGUGAGACUUGCUUGAUGAUAGCACUAGGGCUUGGGCACCGGGACAUGGCUGUGGCUCUAAUAAACAGUAGCACUAAUAUAAAUAUUGAUGGUCAAGACGCCAAAGGAAGGACUGCCUUGAUGAGAGUAGUCAGCAAAGGAGAUGCUGAGCUAGUAGAGAUGUUACUAAACUACGGAGCAAACGUUUAUCUGACUGACAACAAGGGAGAAACUGCUCUAGAGAAAGCUGAAAAGUACAGGCAUGAAGAAAUAGUUCAACUGAUAGCUAAAGCUAUUGAGACAUCUGCCGAUAUUUUGCGCUGCGAAGAGUUACAGGAUGAGGAAAGACAAUUGAUUUCUGAAACGUAUAAGGAUGAACUAGAGCUAGAUACUAAAAGGGUAUCAAACACUACACAGCCUAAUGGAGAGGAACAUAGAUCACCUUGUGUAAGCCCUACAGAGAAGCUGAGCUCGAUUAUUAAGUGUUGGGUAAACUUAGCUGCAGUACGGAAAACUAAGUUCAUUAAAAUCAGAUAUAAAAGUUCUCAAAAAUAAGCAAUGAAUCACAUUAUGAAAAAAAAAUUGGGCAUUAGAUGUGCAUGUAGUAUUAUAACUCAAUGUUUAUGAUUUCGAAACGAAUUCUUUUUUUUUUCUCGAUGUUGAUGUGCGUGUGUUUAGAUGCGUGUUAGCCUUUUAAAAAAAAAGCCAUCAAUACAAGAAAUUAUUACAAAGCUUAUAUCAAACAUCUAUGUCUGUCUGUCUGUCUGUCUGUCUUGUACUAAUUUUGAACCCGUUAGUUCUUCCACUUUCCUUUCUUGGGUCCAGCUAAAACUUUGCUCAGAUAUUCAUUGUUCCUAACAAAACAUGGAUCAAUAAAAAAAAAAUUAACCAUUUAUUAAUUAAAUUACCUUACCUUCACCUAUCCCUUAGUCUGUUGGACCGUUGGGGUACCAACAAGACUCGUCGACCGUCUUUCUCCAUUCCUCCCUGUCUUUUGCCUUGUUUAGAACCUCUUUAGUUAAUUAAAUAGUGAUAAUUAAUUCAUUUUAUUUGAUAUUGAUAUUUGAUAUAAAUAUGCAAAUAUAGAGUUUUUUCCCUUGGAUAAGCUUUUUUUAAAAGUGUUUUUUUUUUUUUUUUGGUUUUGUUUUUGCUUGUUUUUAUAUUUGUAACAAUAGUUUAGUUGUUCAAAGCAAAAACAAACAAAAAAUGUGUCUAUACGUGUGAACAGUUAGAGGGAGCAAUUGUUUCAAUUCUGUAGUAGAUCUGUGUGUAUCUCUUGAUAAGGUAACGAAAUCUAUACUCAAAAUAUGUUUCAAUAAUUCACAGGAUCUCUUAAAUCUUUGUAGUUUCGAGUUAUACGAAACUGUAACAAUUCAUUUUAAUGUAUUUUGUUGAUGUUAAAAGUUAUGUUAGAAAAGUGCCUUUAAACCUUACAUCCGCCUACAUGCUUUGUUGUCAUUAAUCACUACCUAAUGGUAGCAAAACUAUGUCACACUUUAUUAUAAAAUACUUUGUUAUGACAUACUUUGUGACAUACUUUAAUAUGACCUACUUUAUUACGACCCACUUUAUUAUGCCCUACUUUAUUAUGACCGACUUUAUUUUGAUAUACUUUAUUAUAACAUUACUUUAUUAUGACCUACUUUGUUAUAGCACACCCUAUUAUUAUAUACUUUAAUAUAACAUACAUUAUGACUGACAUUACGGCAUACUUUUUUAUGCCUUGAUAAAAAAAAAAUAGACGGCGUAAUUCUGAGCAGUGGGACCUUUCUGGUUAAGUGGUAAAGCACUUGUUGAGGGGUUGAGGGCUCAAAUCCUGUUGAAAAUGUUCUGACCAGAGAACUUGCAAGGUGGACUACCUAAGGGCCGGUUCUAGAAUAUAACUAUGGGGUAACUUACCCCUAUAUAUAUAAACCAAAAUAAAUCAGGUAUUAUCAUAAAUGGUAGUAAUAUAAUCUAAUGAAAAAAAAUAUUUAAUGGAUUCUAAGUAAAUUGUGUAAGAAAAAAAUCAAAACAUUCACCUAGUCAUAGUUUUUUACAUGUAUUGACACUGCAUUUUAUGUUAAGAUUACUCAAAAGAGCGAAUUUAAAAUUCAUUUAUUAUUUGUAUUUUUUUAAAAUUAUCAUAUGUUUUGAUUACUAUUGAUUGAAUUGUUUUGUAUUUCGGUUAGUAUCGAUUAUAGUUUUUAUAAAUAUCGAUUCCAUACUUGUGCGUUUUGCCAUUAUAUUUUUUUUAUAUUUUCCUGUUGCUGUUAUGUAUUAGCAAUUAAACUUACAAAAUGAGAUGUCGGCCUGUUAUUUUAUCAAUGGUUUAUAACUCCCGUCCAACACCAGUGAAAAAAAAACCCUGAAAACUCGUUCAAUGUAUUCAUUAAUGUAUUUGCAGCGUAGUACUUGCAUUUACUCUGUAAUACAUUUAUCAUUUUGGCCAUCAAAAGUAAUUAGUGACGAACUCAUAGUUUACAUUAAAUUUAUAGACCUAAGUAUAGAAUUCUAUUACUGCAUGUAUAUAUGAUCUAGGCCUACUUGUUGUUUACAUAUUUGUCUGUGUGUUUUUUUUUACCUUUUAUAUGUUCUUUCUCAUUUAUUAACCCUUUAGACGCGUUUGGUAGCUUAGCCUCUAAACUAGUCUAAACACUAGAAUUGUAAUUCCAUUUUGUAUGCACUCAUUGUAAAAAAGCUCAGCACUUUAAGAGUUAAAGAACUGGGGAAAUAAAACAAUCUUCUUGUU
Biomphalaria glabrata is the source of this 5349-nucleotide messenger RNA. RefSeq names its product ankyrin repeat domain-containing protein 17-like. Bases 687 to 3173 code for a protein of 828 amino acids. Gene Ontology annotation, molecular function: RNA nuclease activity; RNA binding; protein binding. The record is from RefSeq and is a predicted model, not a curated record. Gene Ontology annotation, biological process: RNA processing. The transcript has 4 exons. NCBI's taxonomy places the organism in Eukaryota, Metazoa, Mollusca, Gastropoda, Planorbidae.